GGACGUGAAUCUACAAGUCGCUAGUCAGGUCGCUCUUCAGUUGCUAUGUCGGUGCCGCUGAGGGUUAACGUGUCCCUCGCUAUGUAAGAGUUGUGAAAACGGAUCGCGAAAGGAUAAAAGGCAACGACGCGACAGUAAAAAUGGGCUUAAAGUAUCUGAUCCUAAUGAUUGCCUUUGCAACGGUGGAAAUAAAUCUAACAGAGAGUCGUCAAAAUGACAAACGGAGAUGGAAAUCUGAAAAGUCACCUUAUUCUCAUUACGUUAACAUCUGCGAUAUUCAAGAUAGAGUCUCAAAGAUUCACUGCUAUUGUGAAAGUAUUAAAAUUAAAACUGCGACAAAAGCUGAUUGCUGGGUAUUCAAUGGUGGCAUAGCUGAAGAUGAUCCAUUCUGGUCUAAUUUUUACUCCCAACCAAAGAUUGAAAGACUUACCUUCAAUGUAAGAGCAGAUGGUGGACUCACGUAUAUUCCCGCUAAAGUUAUAGUAAGACUUGAUCAUUUGCAGUCCUUGAACAUACAAUAUGCUAAUAUCUACAACAUACCAUCAUUUGCAUUUACUAAUUCAACAACGCUAAGAGAAAUAUCUUUACACAAAAAUAAAAUAACGAAACUGGAGAAGAUGUCAUUUGCACAUUUAAUAUUACUAGCGAACAUUAGUCUUGUGGAAAAUCAGAUAUCCGAAAUCAAUAGAGAUGUAUUCUACGUACUACCUAACUUACAAAGGUUAUAUCUUGGGAAAAAUACGAUUGAGGUUUUACACGAUGGAUGUUUCAAACAUCUGAACAAUCUAAUCAAAUUGGAUUUGAAUAGCAAUUUGUUGACUGUUGUAAUUAAAGAGAACUUCCAAGGUCUUGCAAAUUUGAUUACUCUAGAUAUGAGGAAUAAUAAAUUGAAUAUGAUAGGCGACCUGGCGUUCGCAGAGCUCUGGAAUCUUCAAGAACUUUACUUAGACGGCAACGAAAUAAAAUUUAUUUCGGAAAGAGGUUUUGGCGGAUUGAGUCAGCUUAAGAAACUUUCUUUAGCCGAUAAUAAGUUGGGAAUGUUAGAUGGCGGAGUGUUCGACGAUGUACAAAAGUUGAAUGUUCUAGAUUUGAGGAACAACAACUUGGAAACAUUGAAACAAGAUACAUUGAGGAGUGUUAUAGAUAAUAUGAAAUCGAAUUAUGCGUUAAUCUCACUCGAGGGUAAUAAACUAUCCUGUGACUGUCGGCUUGCCUGGCUCCAUAAACUGCGUGAUGAAACUCGAAGUAAGCGAAUCAAAACAUCCCUAUCCCGCCUUAAUUGCAUCGUAGAUAAGGUUAAUGUUAACAAUCUAAUUAAUGUCAAGAAUGUCAUAAACGUCAAGAAUAGUGAUGUGGCCAAAAAGAUCAACAGCGUUAAAAACAUCGAGAGAAUCUACGAUGACAUCGACGAAGAUGACGAUGUAUACGAUGACACGCUACAAGAUCAAGAGACGGAUUCUGAUGUAUCGAAAAUUGUGUAUCGUAAGAAGCUUUUAGAAAUACCUGUCGAUAUUUUACCUUGUCCCAGUAUGCUUGUUUCUGAAGAAUCCUAUUCGCCACCCACACACAAUGAAGUCAAAUAUUUCAAAACUUCUGGAUGCAAUCGUCUUAGAUCGAUUUCAAUACUGAUAAUCAUGUGUUUAAUGGUGAAAAUACUUUCACCAAAUUUAUAAGAUUUAGCACGAACUAUUUGCUUUUAACAUAAUUUGUGUUUUCAGUCACAUUUAUUGGCUAAUAUUGUUGUUAUCAAUGUGUUAAGUAUAAAAUAUAU
This is a messenger RNA of Leptidea sinapis, 1771 nucleotides long. Its product is annotated as connectin-like. NCBI's taxonomy places the organism in Eukaryota, Metazoa, Arthropoda, Insecta, Lepidoptera, Pieridae. Bases 141 to 1673 code for a protein of 510 amino acids. Gene Ontology annotation, molecular function: protein binding. The transcript has 3 exons. The record is from RefSeq and is a predicted model, not a curated record.